CGUCUACCUCCUCCUCUCACUGCCGCCCCCUUUCCGAGUCGACUCCUCCAUUUCCUCCGUACUCCCAAAACCCGCAAACCCUAACCAACCAGUCGCCGCGAUGUCGAAGGCCCAGGCGUGCGACCCGGAGCUCGGCGCCGCCGCUGCGGAGAAGGCAGCGCCGGCGGUGGUGAAGGUUCAGGUUCAGGUCCGCGCGCCGGGGCGGAAGAAGGUGGCGGAGGAGGAGGACCCGCGGCUGCGCUGGGCGUUCGUGCGGAAGGUGUACGCCAUCCUCGCCCUGCAGUUCCUCUUCACCUCCGCGAUCUCCACCGUCGCCUGCCUCGUCUACCCCAUCCCGCGCUUCUUCCUCGCCGGCACCGCCGCCUCCUGGUCCGUCUACGUCGCCAUCCUCAUCGCCCCCUUCCUCGUGAUGUGGCCGAUGCUCAGGUACAGGCAGAAGCACCCCGUGAACCUGGUGCUGAUGGGGCUCUUCACGAUCUGCACCAGCCUCAGCGUCGCCAUCGCUGCCUCCACGGUAGUUGGCAGAGCGGUUCUUCAGUCUGCAAUCCUCACAGCUGUUGCAGUCAUCGGCCUCACCCUUUUCACCUUCUGGGCAGCCAACAUGGGCCAUGAUUUCACCUUCAUGUUUCCAUUCUUAUUUGUCAGCCUCCUCGUGCUGCUUGUGUACCUCCUCAUCCAGAUGAUGGUUCCACUGGGAACGGUUGGCACGACUAUCUAUGGAGCCCUUGCCACCGUGAUCUUCUCUGCUUUCAUCAUCUACGACACCAACAUGCUUGUCAAGCACCACACCUACAAUGACUAUGUUGUAGCCGCCAUCUCGCUCUACCUCGACGUGAUCAACCUGUUCAUGGCCCAGCUCUUCUGUGCUAUCCAGUGAUCUGCUGCCACCAUCUCACUCCCCAACAACAAUGCUCGUCCAGUACAUGGCUUCAUCAACAAAGUUAGUUACCUACUUACGCUUACCGAAGUUCCAUACAGCGGUGUAGCUCUUCAGAGCUGGAGACCCUGGAUCUGUAAUUAGUGGCAGUUCUAGCGAGCUAUGGUACAUUCUGUUGCCGUGACAGUCGUAGAUAUUAUGGGACCUUGUGAUAUGUCAUCACCUUAGAACUUAUCAUCAGAUUGCUGCAUUAGAAACUUGAAAUGGAGAUCCUAAUGCUCGAUUAGCCA
Brachypodium distachyon (stiff brome) is the source of this 1167-nucleotide messenger RNA. RefSeq names its product protein LIFEGUARD 2. Lineage: Eukaryota; Viridiplantae; Streptophyta; Magnoliopsida; Poales; Poaceae. Gene Ontology annotation, cellular component: membrane. The transcript has 4 exons. The record is from RefSeq and is a predicted model, not a curated record. Bases 101 to 877 code for a protein of 258 amino acids.